This is a messenger RNA of Adineta steineri, 6033 nucleotides long. NCBI's taxonomy places the organism in Eukaryota, Metazoa, Rotifera, Eurotatoria, Adinetida, Adinetidae. The record is from the annotation of a GenBank genome assembly.
AUGUUCGUCGUUUCGAAAAAAUUGGCAUAUCUACAUCCUAAAUUUCUUCGUUCAAUAUCGACUGAUAUUCUUCGAAUUGGAUCAGUUACUCGUUCUGUAACACCACGAAUUGAUAAUGAUCAAUCACUUAUACCAAUAUUUUAUUAUGAAAAAAAUCUCUUUCCACCAUCAUUUGUUCGUCAUCUUGAAUGGUUAAUGAAAAAAGAUAAACUUGGACAAGAUGCUUUAUUUGUUGGUCCACCUGGUCCAACUCGUCGACAUCUUAUUCUUGCCUAUCUUGAGUUAACACGUAAACCAUAUCAAUAUUUACAAUUAACUCGUGAUACAACAGAUUCCGAUAUAAAACAACGACGAGAAAUACAAAAUAAAACAGCAUUAUUUAUUAAUCAAGCAGCUGUUAAUGCUGCGAUAUAUGGUCAUACACUUGUUUUAGAUGGUUUAGAAAAAACUGAACGAAAUGUUUUACCUAUAUUAAAUAAUUUACUUGAAAAUCGUGAAAUGAAUUUAGAUAAUGGACAAUUUCUCGUAUCAACACAACGUUUUGAUGAAUUAUUAAAAUUGUAUACAAAAGAACAACUUGAUAAAUUAAAUUUUAUUCGUGUUCAUGAAGAUUUUCGUGUUAUUGCUUUAACAUUACCACCAUUAUCAGAUUAUAAAGGAAAUAGUCUUGAUCCACCAUUAAGAUCUCGAUUUCAAUUACGUGAUAUUGGAAAUGAACCAUUAACUUUUACUGAAUAUACAAAUCUUCUUAAAACAUUACAUCCAAAUAUUGACAAUCAAUUUCUUGAGCAAUUGCUUUCUUUAGCUUCAUUAAUUAAUUCAACUGAUUUAGAAACUUUAAAAUUAAUUCAUUUUCCAUUUGAUCGUCUUGAUCAAUCUGUUCGUUUAGCUGAAUUAAUUCCAAAUAUAACCCUCGCUGAUUGUCUUCAUCGAAUUUAUCCAUAUGAAAUUCUUUAUAAAAAUUCGAAAGAAUCAUUACAAGCUAUUCAACAUAUGUUUAAAAAAUUAACUAUCAAACAACAAAUAGAAAAUUCAUCGAAGAAAAUUACUCAGAUUAAUCGAAACGAAACACAAGCAACUGUAGAUUAUGAAAUGAAUAAGAAACAAUAUCAGAUUACGGUACCAGCUCAUAAUACAUCAUCACCAAUUAUUCCACCAACAUUUAUUAAAACUCCGUAUCAUGAUCAACUUCUUUCGGAUCUUAUGUUAAGUCAUGCUAUUGGUGAUAUAUGUUUAAUUGGUCCUAAAGGUUGUGGAAAAAGUUUAAUUAUUGAUCAAUUUGCUUCGUUACUUAAUUAUCCAAUUGAAUAUUUUGUAUUGUAUAAAGAUUUAUCAGCACGUGAAUUAUUACAACAACGUAUUACAAAUGAAAAUGGCGAUACUUUAUGGCAAAAUACACCAUUAAUAGAAGCAGCUAUUCAUGGUCGUUUACUUGUACUUGAUGGUAUACAUCGUUUAAAUAAUGAUACAUUAGUUUCAUUACAACGAAUUAUUCAAGAUCGUGAACUUUUCUUACCAGAUGGUACUCGUCUUCUUCGUCAUGAUCGAUAUGAUAAUUUAAAAAAUCCAAAUAAAAAUAUUCGUCGAAUCCAUCCAUCAUUUCGUAUAAUUGCUCUUGCUGAACCACCAUCAAAUACUAAUCCAGGAUCAAAUGAAAGUUCUUCAAUAAAAUCAUCCAGUGAACAAAAUUGGUUAAAUGCUGAAACAUUAAAUUUAUUUUUAUAUCAUCAAAUGCGUUCAUUGAAUUUAGCUGAAGAACGUCAAAUAAUCUAUUCAUUAUUAUCAUGUUCAAAUCAAUCAAUACCAGCUAUUGAUCAUCUUCUUCAGUUUGUUCAUGAACUACGAAAUUCACCUGAAACACAAUUAAAAACUGUAGCACGAUCAUUAUCAACACGUAAUGUUUUACGUAUUGCAAAACAUUUAAAGAAUAAUUCAUCGAAUUAUCAUACACAAUUGCGUGAUCAAUUAAUUCGACAAACAUCAGCACCAUUUCUUCCACGACUUGUUCAAGAUGCUUUCUAUGAAGCAUUAAAUAAAUCAGGUCUUGGAAAAAAUCAAGAAACGAUUUCAUCGACUAUUAAUUGGAAACAAUCAACUACGGAUAAUAAACAAUUGAAACCAUCGUUUGAACAUGCAGCAAAAGUACCAUUUACAAUUUUUUAUGAAAAUCCAAUUCAUAGUGAAAUUAUUCAACAAAUGCAUGAAUCAUUUUUAUUAGGUGAACAUUUACUAUUAAUUGGACCACAAGGAGUAGCAAAAAAUCGUAUUGUUGAUCAUUAUCUUCAAACAUUAAAAUUACCUCGUGAAUAUAUUCAACUUCAUCGUGAUACAACUGUUCAAAGUCUUACAAUUCAAGCAAAUAUAAUUGAUGGUCGAAUUGUUUACGAAGAUAGUCCAUUGAUAAAAGCAAUUAAAGAAGGUUCAAUUGCAGUUAUUGAUGAAGCCGAUAAAGCUCCAACAAAUGUGACUGGAAUUUUAAAAUCUUUAAUUGAAAGUGGUUCAAUGUUUUUAAGUGAUGGAAGACGUGUUUAUCCAAAAGAUACAGGAGAUAUAACAACAAUACCCUCGAAUAUGAUUAUUCGAACACAUCCAAAUUUUCGAAUGAUUGUUCUUGCAAAUCGACCUGGUUUUCCAUUUCUUGGAAACGAUUUUUUCUUGAGUUUAGGUGAUCAUUUUUCAACAUUUCCUAUACUUAAUCCACCUCGUGAAAGUGAAAUAAUUCUUUUACAAAAUUUUGCACCAAAUCUUCAACGUGAAAAACUUGAACAAUUAGUUGAUGUAUUUACUGAACUACGUCAAUUAUCAAUUGAUGGAAUUAUUUCAUAUCCAUAUAGUUUACGUGAACUUGUUUCAAUUGUUAAACAUUUAAAUAUGUUUCCAAAUGAAUCCUUAGCUGAUGUUGUUCGAAAUGUAUUCGAUUUAGAUAAUUAUAAUACAGAUGUUAUUGAUCGUAUACGAUCAAUUCUUCAUCGGCAUGGAAUACCAUUUGAUAUUCAAAAACGAACAGUUAAUUUAACUAAUAGUCACCCCUUAAAACUUCUUUCCAAUCAAGAAACAUGGCCAAUGAAAAUAUUAGAGAAUGAAAAUUUAGAAUAUUCAUCAUCACCGAUUAUUUUCAAUGAAAAAUCUAGUAAACAACCGAUUAAAACAAUUGAAUCGAUACAACGAAGUGAUUCUCGGACACAAAAUUUUUCUGAAUUAAUGUUUAGAUAUCGAUUACCAUUAGAUGAAACAACUUAUGUACAUGAUCUUAAUGUUUUAAAAGAGAAUAAAACUGUACUUGUACUAACUGGUAAUCCUAUUUCAUUGUGGACAUUUAAAUUAGGCGAAAAUCAAGCAAAAAAAAUUGAUUUAAAUUCAAUAUUUACUAAUAAUACAAAUCGAUUUACAACACCAAAUUAUCAACUUUGUGUAAUUCCUGGAAAUGACAAACAAGUUGUUGUUGGUGAUUUACCUAAUCAAAUAUGGACAUUAGUUGAUAUAGAUAAUGGUCAGAGUUCAGUAAUUCAAUCGAAUAAUUCAUCAUUAACACAAACUAUAACACGUAAAUUUAAUGAAAUGCUUGCACAACGCACGGCUUCAACAUCUCGAUCAGUAUAUAAUUCAACAAAUGGUCAACUUCUUCAAUAUAUUCAUAAUCAUAAUUCAAUUUGUAUUUUAAAUUUUAUGAAAAAUAUCGUUCAACAAAUAAAACUUCCAUUUCAUAUACGUCAUGCUAUUCCAUUUGGUGAUCAAUGGUUAUUAACAGAUCAUGUUCAAAAAUCUUCAUCUUCAUAUCUACUUAACACAAAUCAUGAAGAAAAACCAAUUCUAUCAAUGGUUCAAUAUAAUCUUGAUACAAUUGGUUUAGCUAAUAGUGGAGGAGAUUUCAUUAAGAAUUCUUUAUGGUUUUCAAGUUCAAAUGAUUAUUUAGGGAAGAUAAAUAAAAAUGAAAAUGAUAAUUUAAUUGUUGAGCGAUAUAAACGAUCGAAAGUCUUAUCAUCGAAUGAUGCAUCACCACAAGAAAUAUUUGAAAAACGAAGAUUACAAACAUUUAUUAAUAAACAACAAUCAUUGAUUACUUCAUUUUUUAAUAAAAAUGAAAUUGAUAAAAAAUAUAUAACGAAAACUGAUAUUCCCGAUUCAUCAAUUCUGAGUUAUAUUGAAUUAAUCGAUUUAAAACGUCAUUUAGUGACUUAUAUUCCAAUUCAACGUUUACAAGAGCAAAAUUCUCGUUCAUCAACAUCUCAACAUGAAUGGCAUAUGCAAACGAAAUCUAGUUCAGGUGUUAUUGCUGCUCAAUGUGAUGAUGAUUCAUUAAUUACUAUUGAUAGUCGUGCUAAUAUUUAUCAUUGGGAAAUUACACCGAGUAAUUUACAAAUUUCAUUAGAUACUUGGAGUAAACAAACAGGUCGAGUAGGAGAACAUAGUCUUGAUAUUGAAUAUUUAAAAGAUGGAAAAACAGAUCUAAAUGGACCUAAACAUGGAAAAGUUGAUCCAGAAAAUCAACCACAUGUGGGUGGAAAUCAAUGGGCUGGUGGAAGUGGUGGUCGAGAUACUGCUGGUCUCGGUGGUAUUGGAGGACCCUAUCGAUUAGAUAGUGGUCAUCAAGUUUAUCAAGUACCUGAUGAUGUAAAAGCAGCAGUACCUGAACAUAUUCGAAAAGCAGCAAAAGAAUUAGGUCAAAAAGUAUUUAAAGAACGUCUAAAAGAAAUUGAAAUGUCUGAAUAUGAACAUGAAGUUUAUGAAAAAUAUUUACAUAAAAUCUCAAGUGAAAUAAAAAUGCUUCGGUCAAUUAUUGAAUCAUUAGAAGCUAAAUCACAUGAUCGUCAAUGGGUGCGUCAUCGUACAACGGGUGAUUGGGAUGAAAGAAAAUUAAUUGAAGGUAUUAUUGGAGAAAAAUCAAUUUAUAAAUAUCGUGCCGAUGUUCCACCUGAACCUGGUAGUCCUCAAACGAAAGCUAAACGUCUUCGUUUAGUUGUUGAUUUGUCUGCAUCAAUGUAUCGCUUUAAUGGUGUUGAUAAUCGUUUAGAACGUCAAUGUGAAUGUGUAUUAAUGUUUCUUGAAUCAUUAGCUGGUUUUGAACAUAAAUUUGUUUAUGAUAUUGUUGGUCAUUCCGGUGAUGAACAUUCAAUCGAACUUGUACGAAAAAAUCAACCACCAAAAAAUAAUAAAGAACGUUUAAAAUUAUUAAAACUUAUGUAUACACAUACAAUGUUUUGUAGUUCAGGUGAUAAUACAUUUUCAGCUUUAAAAACAGCUAUUGAUGCAUUACAAGCUGAACCCGAUGAUACAGUUGAUGAACGUUUUGUUAUUGUUAUAUCAGAUGCUAAUUUUGAUCGAUAUGGUUUAUCACCAAAAGUCUUUGGAAAAAUGUUACAAUCGAAUGAAAAUGUUCAAUGUUUUGCAAUGUUUAUUGGAUCAUUAGGACAACAAGCAUCAUUGUUACAACAAAAUCUACCAUCUGGAAAAGGUUUUGUUUGUUUAGAAACAAAUCAAAUACCAAAACAAAUUGAAAAAAAAGUCGGUAUAGACUUAAAUGGUGAUGGUGUAAUCGGCUCAGGUUAUGGCCGUCAUGGAUAUGGUGGUGGUGGUGGUUAUGGACAACCACAUGGCGCUGCAGGAGGAGGUUUGAUUAAUCAAUUAGAAAAAGCUACACAUAUGGAUUUGAAUGGUGAUGGACGUGUAGGUGGUGGUUAUGGUGGUCAUGCUCAACCUUACAAUCAGUAUGGACCUCCUGGCUAUCCUCCACAAUACAAUCAAUAUGGAGGUGCACCUUGUCCUCCACAAUAUAAUCAACAAUAUGGUGGUGGUCCUGGUUAUCCUCCACAAUAUAAUCAAUACGGUGGUGCACCUUGUCCUCCACAAUAUAACCAACAAUAUGGUGCACCUGGAUAUGGACCUGCUCCAUAUCAUGGUGGCGGUGGUGGUGCUGGUGGUGGUUUAAUUAAUCAAUUAGAAAAAAUAACAGGCAUGGAUAUUAAUGGUGACGGUCGCAUCGGUGGCGGUUAUGGCCAUCCACAACCUCACAACCAAUACGGUCGUCAUUAUUAA